AUUGCUCAUUGAAGAAAGAGUAUUUAAUGAUCUGUUAAUAUUAAUUAUGCUUUUAAUUCCAUAUUUUUCAUUACUCUUAAAACUAAUUGGCAUCAUAGAGUGUAAAUUGAUUCCUCAAUAACCAUGUACUCUGUGUGUCUGUUGAUUUAAUUUACCAGAAUUUUUUUGUAGUUUUUUUCUUUAUGCUUGUAUUGAAUAUAACUUCUUGCAUUGACUGGACUUCUUCUUGAAUGAUUGAUACUAAUGGAAUAUCUCACACAGAUUAUCGUUAUACCUACCAAAUAUUUCCAUGCAAAAAAGGGAUUGAUAUCUUAAAAUUUAUAAUGAUACUAUACCCUGGUGCAACCUCAUGGUGAUUUGUUGUGACUCAUUUAUAAGACUGUGAUAUUAUGCUUAUGCUUGUAAUUUAAACUGUAAUGGAAAUAGAAAAAUAUCAAGGGUGUGAAAUUUUUUGUAAUACUGAAUGAGAUGGAGCCGUUUUCAUUCCGUGUUGAGAACCAAAGAAACCAUCAAGAAGUCUGUGAAAUUGGUGAUUUGCCCAAUGAGUUAUUGACUUACAUUUUCUCAUUCCUUAGCAAAACUUACAUUUAUUCAACAAUAUUUAAAGUUUGUAGGCAUUGGAAAAAUGUGGCAUCUCAUCCAUCUUUGUGGCAUACCCUUCAUUUUGAGUCUGAUAAUUCCUUGGGAGUAACAGAAAUGACAGAAAUGCUCUCAUUUGCCCCUGAAUUAUUGUUUUUGAAGAUUCGGGAAUCUGAAAACAUAAUCCCUGUCUUGCAACAGCUUUCUCAGUCAUGUCCCAAACUGCAACACUUGGAUAUUGGAUUUAAUUCUAUUGAAAAUAAGGAAGUGAUAGAGCUUCUUGUUGAGAAGUGUCCUCAAAUUGAAAGCCUGAAUCUAGAAGGUACUUCUGCCCAAGAUCCUGAGGAAUCUGUUUUCUUUCCUUUUGCUGCCUUAGAACACUUGAAAACUCUAAACUUGUGUUACUGUAAAUGGGUCACAGAUGAUUUCAUAAAUAAAUUAUCACAAAGUAAAUCUUCUUUUGAGAAUCUUGACAUAGAUGGAAUACCUUAUCCAACUGACAGCUCAAUAGCAAAAUUUCUUGAAGAAAAAGGCUCUCAAAUUAGAAUUCUGAAGCUGGAUGGUGAAGGUCUCACUGAUAUCUCAUUUGGGAAGUUGGCAAAAUGUGAAAGGCUCUCUGAGUUGUCAAUUUCUUUCUCAGAGAACAUGACUUAUUUAUCCCUAGAAAGAAUUGUACGAAAUUCAAAGCUCAGGAAAUUGUACAUCAGGAAGGGUACGAGUCUAGCCCCAAAUGGUCUGCAACAAGCUUUCUCUCAACUGAACUGUGUGUUGCUGGUUUCUCUCUACCUUAGUGAAUGUCAUAAAAUGGAUGACAGGACUUUAGAAAUAUUGCUUCCCAAAGUGCCUUUAUUGACUAAAUUGAACCUUGAUUGGUGCAGUUUCAUCUCUACAAUUGGCUUUGCUCACAUCAAGACUCACUGUUCACAUCUGAAACAUCUUGGUGUAAUGGGUCUUUGCAGAGUUGCCGAUUCUUCAUUGAGUGACAUCCCUGCUUGGCUUCCAAACUUAAAAUUUUUAAACCUUACAAGUUGCAAUGUCAUAUCAGAUCAAAGCAUCAUUGAUCUUACCACACUGAUGCCAGACUUGUGUGUAUUGAACUAUUAUGGAGAAGCUUUUGUCAAUGGUGAGCCAUCUGACAUCAUGUCAGUAUUCAGCUGCAUACUUUAACAUUGCAGUGAACGAAUCAAAUGCUUUUAACUUCUAGGUUAGCCAAUUUGUGAAACUGCAAGAUUAUUUUUAAAUUUUAAUAAAAAAGAUUCAGCAGCCAUCAUUAUGCCCUCAAUAUAAUAAAAGUUCUUUGAUAUAGCUGUAUAUGCAGAAAAUUUGC
Messenger RNA from Hyalella azteca, 1906 nucleotides. RefSeq names its product F-box/LRR-repeat protein 7-like. Gene Ontology annotation, cellular component: SCF ubiquitin ligase complex. Gene Ontology annotation, molecular function: protein binding. The record is from RefSeq and is a predicted model, not a curated record. The transcript has a single exon. Lineage: Eukaryota; Metazoa; Arthropoda; Malacostraca; Amphipoda; Hyalellidae. Gene Ontology annotation, biological process: SCF-dependent proteasomal ubiquitin-dependent protein catabolic process. The coding region runs from base 469 to 1746 and encodes 425 amino acids.